Molecule: messenger RNA, 1653 nt
Organism: Pestalotiopsis fici W106-1
Lineage: Eukaryota; Fungi; Ascomycota; Sordariomycetes; Amphisphaeriales; Sporocadaceae
Exons: 2
Coding region: 1-1653 (550 amino acids)
Molecular function (GO): 1-alkyl-2-acetylglycerophosphocholine esterase activity
Source: RefSeq, a predicted model, not a curated record
AUGGCGGCGUCUUAUCUGUCCAAGCUGAAUCCGGUGCCGAGUUUUGCAUCAUUUACGGGCCCCUACAAGGUCGGCACCGUGGAUGUUGAAAUCCCCGUCGAUGAACUGGAUUCGCCAGCACCAGCACCCGAGGGCUGUGACAUUGAAACUGUACAAUUCCGAAUCUUUUACCCAACUGCCCCAGAGUCGACAGGCAAGAAUAUCACUUGGCUCCCUGCGCCGCAACGGCCGAAUCUUGCGGCCUACGUCAAGUUUCUCGGGGCCGGCCCCCUACUGGCAGACGCCAUUUCUCUCCUGCCACGACACCUCCACUAUACAACGAUACCCGCGAUCAAGAAUGCGCCACUCCUUGAGCCGAAUGCGCCGAACCAACGCUGGCCGACCGCCAUCUUUUCCCACGGCCUCGGUGGAAAUCGCAACGCAUAUUCCCAGAUAACCGGACAGUUGGCAUCGCAUGGAGUAGUGGUUGUUUGUCCCGAGCAUCGCGAUGGAAGUGCGGCCGCGACGUUUGUCCGUCUUCCCGCGGAACAGCACCGGUACUUUAUGCGAGACCGGCGGCGCGAGAUACCCUACAAACGCAUCCCCCACGACGCAACAGAAGAGGUGCGCGAAGCGAGAAGCGCACAGCUGCGGAUCAGAUUGUGGGAGUUGGGCUUGAUUCAUGACGCCGUACUUAGGAUCGAUCAGGGCGCAGCAGUUACAAAUCUCAACACGAGCACACCUUCGCUUGACCAGUUUGUCAGCGGCCUGAACAUCCACGAGCCCGGCAGCAUCAUAUUUGGGGGGCAUAGCUUUGGCGCUACGACAACGGUCCAGUUUCUGAAAUCCGUGUACUACGCAGGAUCACCGGCCGUAGCCGCGAUGAAGGAGCCUCUCUUUACGCCAUCUCAGGACUCUGCUAUAUGCGCUCAGGUCACGCCAAAGACGAUUACGAUUUUGCUCGACAUGUGGUGCUUUCCCCUGACGGCAAAAGCUACGAGCGCCCUAUUCAACCUUCCCUUACCCGUCUUUGCUGAUGAUCCGUCGGCGCCCGGGGGCAACGGGCUGCUCGCCGUCGAGUCCGAUGCGUUCGUCAAGUGGAAGGAGCAUUUUCACGUCACGGCCCGUGUGUUAUCUCCAAAUCCCGCUGCACCAGUAGUCGAGGCGCAGGCGUUUGAGAGGCCGAGCGGUAUCAAGCUGCAGGAGCCCAACUUUUUCUACGUGCACAACUCGGCCCACCUAAACCAGUCAGACUUUGGUGUCCUGUUUCCCUGGCUCACAAAGAAAAUUUUCGGCUCGGCAGAGCCUGAACGUGUCCUGCGCCUGAAUAUGCGGGCGAUUUUACAGAUUCUAAGAGUCCACAACGUGCCUAUCGGGAGAACAUCCAGCGUCGAUCUGGUAGAUGGUGCGCCGGAAACCAAGAUGGCAGAAGGCGAAGGACUAGACGACGGGAUCCAUGAUGACAAGGCAAUAUUAGACCGGAGUGGCAGCAGCGGCGUCGAGGCAUGGAGUUGGAUCGACAUCAUUGGCAUGGGCGACGAGGCCGUUGGCUCUGGAAAUACCGAAGACGAGAAGGCGGCUGCCGAAGCUCAGGAACCUGAGAUGGCCGCGGAAAUGGAACCACAGGUGUCGGAAGGUGAAGCUAUCAAGACGGUAGUAGCUACCGCCACGUAG